Molecule: messenger RNA, 1791 nt
Organism: Alligator sinensis (Chinese alligator)
Lineage: Eukaryota; Metazoa; Chordata; Crocodylia; Alligatoridae
Product: allantoinase, mitochondrial-like
Exons: 12
Coding region: 1-1614 (537 amino acids)
Biological process (GO): allantoin catabolic process; purine nucleobase catabolic process
Cellular component (GO): cytoplasm
Molecular function (GO): cobalt ion binding; allantoinase activity; zinc ion binding
Source: RefSeq, a predicted model, not a curated record
AUGAUUGAUAAGACUGCUGGCAGCGUCCUCAUCCCCAAACCGCUACUCCGGGCGCCUGAAGGAGCAGAACAGAACAGUAUCCCAUUGCCAGGUUCUCUCCCCUUCUGGGGGCCAGAAUUAGAGCAGUUGGACCAUAUAACCUGCUCCUUGAAUGCCCCAUGCUCUCAGAGUCUAACUCUAUUUGCCAUUCUCUUGCAACCUCACCAAGGCACAGCCAGAGCAGAAGCUGGGUUCGAGGUCACGACGGUGAGGAGUACCAGGGUGGUGCUGGAUAACACCAUCUGCCCAGCAGAAAUCCUCAUCAAUGAUGGCAAGAUAGUCAGCGUUCUGCCCGGGAAGAGCAGAACCUAUGCCAGUGGAGAGAAGGUGCUGGACGUUGGAGAUCUGGUGGUUAUGCCUGGAAUCAUAGACCCUCACAUCCAUGCCUGUGAGCCAGGGCACACAGUCUUGGAGAGUUACUCUUCUGCAACAAAGGCUGCAGCUGCAGGAGGCAUCACAACCAUUGUGGACAUGCCCAUGAACUGUCUUCCCCCAACCACAACUAUGGCAAACUUUGAUGCCAAGCUGAAGUCUGCCAGAGGACAGUGCCACGUGGAUGUAGCCUUCUGGGGUGGUGUCAUCCCUGGAAACCAGGAUGAGCUCCUGCUGAUGCUGCAAGCUGGAGUCCCAGGGUUCAAGUGCUUCCUGACUGGAUGUAGUGACAAUGAGUUCCCCAGUGUCUGCCUCCAAGACCUGCACAUGGUAAUGAAUGAACUUGAAGGCACAGAGUGUGUUCUCUUGUUCCACGCAGAGCAGGAUCUGGGCCAGUGGGAACCUGUGGCAGAGGACCCAGCUGAGUACAAGUCCUUCCUGGACUCCUGCCCUGAUGCCAUGGAAGUAGAUGCCAUCCACACCAUUGCUGACCUCUGCCUCCAGUACAAGAUGCCCUGCCACAUUGUUCACCUCUCCUCUGCUCAAGCCCUGCCCAUCAUCAGGAAGGCUCGUCAGAAGGGUGCACCACUCACUGUGGAGACAGCACACCACUACCUCACCCUGACCUCUGAACACAUCCCACCUGGAGGCACCUACUACAAGUGCCGCCCCCCUAUCCGGGGCAAGAACAACCGGGAGCAGCUCUGGGCAGCUCUGCAAGAAGGGCUGAUUGAUAUGGUUGUCUCAGCACACAAUCCCUGCCCACCAGACCUGAAACACCUGGAUGAAGGAGAUUUUUUCAAGGCCCAAGGAGGGAUUUCCUCACUGCAGUUUGGGCUCCCUCUGUUCUGGACCUCAGCAAAAUCCAGGGGAUUCUCCCUUCAUGACCUGGUGCAACUGAUGUGCACACGUCCUGCUGCUCUGAGCAGACUGGAAGACCAGAAGGGGUCACUGAGGCCAGGAAUGGAUGCUGAUUUGGUGAUCUGGGAUCCGGACAAGGAGUUUGAGGUGAAGAGAAACAUGAUUCACCAUAAGAACAAGCUAACCCCGUAUCUUGGCUUCCGGCUUUGUGGAGAGGUGUUUGCUACUCUUGUACGUGGCAGAUUGGCUUAUCUGAAAGGGAAGUUCUCAACCAAACCACAGGGAGAUCUGCUUGUGACUCAGAGAAAAACAUCCAUAAGAAUCACCUCCCCAUACUACUGAAAGGAAAGGAGGAGAGGGAGGACCACGAGACCAACUAAACCUAUGAGAAGCUCCAAUACAGAUCUGGAAAGAGAAGAGGACUCCUUGGGGUGGGUAGGAGAGGGAAAAGCCAUGGAAGCAGAGGGAAUGGCAGUUUCCUUAGUGUGCUUACAUAAACUCAUACCUGAAACAAAAAGA